Molecule: messenger RNA, 3664 nt
Organism: Sphaeramia orbicularis (orbiculate cardinalfish)
Lineage: Eukaryota; Metazoa; Chordata; Actinopteri; Kurtiformes; Apogonidae
Gene: dusp4
Product: dual specificity phosphatase 4
Exons: 5
Coding region: 136-1242 (368 amino acids)
Biological process (GO): endoderm formation; protein dephosphorylation; negative regulation of MAPK cascade
Cellular component (GO): nucleus; cytoplasm
Molecular function (GO): MAP kinase tyrosine/serine/threonine phosphatase activity
Source: RefSeq, a predicted model, not a curated record
CACAGAGAGAGGGGGAGAGAGAGAGAGGGAGAAAGAGAGAGAGGGAGGGAGAAAGAAAGAAAGAGAGAGAGUGAGAGGGAAACGCAUAGAAGAUAUUAGGAAAGCGCACACACGCAGCCUGAAACAACGUGUGCAAUGGAGGAUCUGUGUGAGAUGGACUGUUCGGUGCUGAAGCGGCUCCUGAAGGAGGACAGUACCAAGUGCCUGCUUCUGGACUGCCGCUCUUUCCUCGCCUUCAGUGCGGGACACAUCCGCGGAGCCGUCAACGCCCGCUGCAACACCAUCGUGCGCCGUAGGGCCAAGGGCUCCGUGCUGAGACUGGAACAGAUCCUGGCCGGGGACGAGGAGGUCCGGGGUCGCCUCCGGUCCGGGAUGUAUUCUGCCGUGGUGCUGUACGAUGAGAGAACGCCGGAUUUGGAGAUGGUGAAGGAGGACAGCAUCGUGACUGUGGUGCUGAACGCACUGUGCAGGGACUCCUCUGACGCACACAUAUACCUGCUCAAAGGUGGAUAUGACAGGUUUUUCUCAGAGUAUCCAGAGUUUUGUUUGAAAACCAAAUCCUUACCGGCCCUCACCAGCCAGUCCAGCGUGGAGUCUGCCUGCUCGUCUUGUGGAACGCCACAACAUGAUCAGGGCGGUCCCGUCGAGAUCCUCCCGUUCCUCUACCUUGGCAGCGCCCUCCACGCCUCAAAAAAAGAGGUUUUGGACGCUAUAGGAAUCUCCGCCUUGCUCAACGUGUCGGCAGACUGUCCUAACCACUUCGAGGGCGUGUACCAGUACAAAUGUAUCCCUGUGCAGGACAACCACAAAGAAGACAUAAGCUGCUGGUUCCUGGAGGCUAUCGAGUUCAUAGACUCAGUACGGGACUCUAGUGGACGGGUACUGGUCCACUGCCAGGCAGGCAUCUCCCGCUCUGCCACCAUCUGCCUCGCCUACCUGAUGAAGAGGAAACGGGUGCGUCUGGACGAAGCCUUCGAGUUUGUACGAAGACGCCGCAGCAUCAUUUCCCCCAACUUCAGCUUCAUGGGCCAGCUGCUGCAGUUUGAGUCUCAGCUACUUGCCACCUCAUGCGCUGCUGAAGCAGCAGCCACGGCGAGCCCUCUGCUCGGACCCAAGUCAUCGGCAACCACCACCUCAACGACGGCCACUCCGACCUCUCCGUUCAUUUUUAACUUCCCGGUUUCUGUGGUUAACCCUGCCUACCUGCACCACAGCCCGAUUACAACCUCACCCGGCUGCUGAUGGACAGCCAAUCCUGGCCGCCCCCAAAUAGACAAAACUGAGCACAGACCGGGCUGUGGUUGGCUAAAGGAGCUGUCAGUCCUGGAGAAGCGUCAUGGUGCCUGAUACACAACUCUGAAGUAGACUGAAAUGACUUUUAAAGUUCAUAAACCAGUCAGUGCUCCUUCCAUUUUAAAUGAGAUUUAUUCAAACUGACCAAAAAUGUACUGGCUUUUAGUUUGGAUGGAGUGUUCGACUGACGUUUACUGAAGAUACGCCCUCAUCCUUGAAAAACGACAACAUGCACAGAGGCACACUGACACACAAACACUGACAUAGAGAGGCAUGAUUUUUUUUUCCUCUUUUUCUCUCUGUCUGUUUAACACACACACACGCACACACACAUACACACACAUUCAUGACUACCAACUGAAUAAGCUCAGUAUGAAGACAGGGUCUGUUGCUAUGGAGACGACAGGUCUUUAGGAGAGGAGAUGGACACAGGAAGGAAGGAGGAAUUUUAAGCACCCACUCUUUCCCCUUUGGGUGUCCUCCUGUUGUCAGACAAAAGAGAUGGAUGGAAAAAGAGGGGAGGAGAUGGUGAUAGAAAGCAGGAGCCUCUUCAGUGACAGGUGCUGUGUUGGCGAUCUGACCGGAGCUUCCUGUCUUUCAUUCAUCCUCUUCCUCUCCCUGCCCCCACCCCCCCACCCCCACACCUUCCAUCUCCUCUCUCAUCUCCUUUUCAUCCUUUUAUAUUUCUCCCCUCUUCACCUCUUUACCUCCUCUCAUCUCUUCCCUCUCAUCUUCACUCCAUCCGCCCCCUUCUCAUCCCUGAAGGGAGGCUAAAUAAAUAAUAUAAGAUGCCAAAUAAAGGCCAAAGCCCCAGCAAAUGGACUAGGAAACCCUUCUAUGGGCCUCGGGUACAACCUCUUAUGUAACAGAAAAAUGCCAUUUGGGUGGGAAUUUUGGUUGAGGUUUUCCUUUAUGAUCAUUGGGAACUCGGCAUUGGGACAUAAAGGAUCACACCGGUGGUUCUGUAUUUGACACCAUGCAGUCUAUUCUUCACCAUUUUCCAAAACGUACUUAACUUUUAAAACAGCGUCUGCACAUAGGAUUAAUUAAAUCUAACAAAAUUCUUUGGGAGACAGUCAAGCUCUAGGUUAAAAUGUGUUACAUUUGUGCCUUGUUCUUAAAGGUAUCACGUGGAUUUACCUUAUCUUAAACUAUAGCUUUUACAGUUCAUAUCAGGCCAGACUUAAAAUGGAUCUGUCCCUCAAAAAUCCAUCUUUUAGCUGUUUUUGAUGUUGGACUGGACUGGUUUUGUUCUUCAAAAUGUUUUGUCUCUCAUCCAAGAGACUUCAUCAGUUCUAUUUGCAGAUUACCCUACGCAGACCCUUCCCCUUACAACUUUAUAAGUCUGCAUUCAAGAACAAAACCAGUCCAGUUGAACUUGGAAAACAACUAAGAAUGAACAGAGGACCUGGACAAAUGGGAACUUUUACACACUUAAAACUGUGCAGUUUUAGAGGCUUAGAAUACAAUCAAACAGCAGCUACAGAGGCGUCAGAAUAUUCUACAUCAUACCCAAAGAUGACAUGAGAAGCAGACCGAACUGGCCACAAUUCAGUAAGAGGAAGUCAUCCAUAAUAUUUACAACAAUACAUUCACUCUUGUAAACACAAACACAUCAACCAUAUAAAGCUUCUCUGUUUUUGGCACUUGUCCACAUCUCUUUCCGUAGCACUUUGAACUAAUGCAAUACUGAACUUACAAUCCAUUUAGGAAAAAAGACAUCAUCACUAUUCUUUUAGGAAGUUCCAUGUCAGUCCAGUACAGUGUUUGUACUAAGAUGCUUCUGCUCUGGCUGGAUCCACUCUGUACUAGACCUCCAAAGGCACAAAGUCCAAGCUUUUAUACCCGAGUCCUCAUGUACGCACACAGACACACACAGUCGUACACUCACAUGCUCAAGGUUACAACAAAAACCAACCUUUGUCUGUUUUUGAAGAUUGUCGGCACCUCUCUGUAGCACUUUGAAGUGAUGCAAUACUGUAUUUAUAAUUUAUGAUUGAUUUGCACAUCAUGGUGAUGAUAGACUGACUAGACUUCACAUAAAGACAUUCUGUUCACAUAGAGAAACAAAGAGAGAGAGAGACAGAGAGGAGAGCCAAACAGUGAUAAACGCAAUACUUUGUACACAUGUGUACGGUCUGUACCUGUCUCUGUCUGUCUGUCUGUCUGCCAGCCUGUCUCUGUGUUAGUCCAUCUGUCUCCGCUGUCUCUAUCUGGUCAGUGCUGUUUACCCAUCAUGGCAAUAUCAAUCCUCCACUUGGACAUUUAUAUUAAAAAACUACUUUCCCUCAAUUUUAUUGUUGAAAUGAAUGAUCUGUGCAUUUAUUUAUUACGGAAGACACACUGUUGAAUAAACAAUGUUCUUAAUUAA